AUGGAAUAUGAAUAAUCAGAUUACUAUUUACUUUUGGGAUCAUCCAUUUUUAUCAACAUUACCUUAAUAGCUAUAACGAUCUUCUUGUGGAAAGUCAUAUGGCUAUAAUAUCCAAUAUUUAUUGAAGAAUUUUAAAUAAAAUCAUUAAGCGAUGCUUAUAACAUAAUUCAAACAGCAAAUAUAAAUUUAAUAAUAAGUUAAUGUGGUUUUGAUGGAUUGACCUUGUUAUUAUUUGAAUAGAAAUUAUUCGUUGGUCUCAGCUAUUAUACCAUCUUUUAUUAUCUUAUUAUGGGGAUAUGUAAAAUAUCGUGGAACUAUUUAAAUGACUAUUAAAAACUAUUUGUCUAAUUGAAUAUUUUACCAAACUAAGAUUUCAUCAUAAGCUCGAUGUUACUCUUGGUAAUAUUUGCAAUAUUGAUAUAACUGAGAAAAGAACUGCAAAUUAUUUACAUUCAAAUGUUCACAACAGAUUAAUUCACUAAUUAUACCAUAAGGACACUGCAUAUAAGGGGAAUGGAUUACGAUGACUACGAUGGAGUGAUGAUGAUGUUAGAAAUAUUAAAGUAUUUAAAUGAUGUGGGUGAUCUUGGAACAAUAAUGGGAAUUUCAAUUAUUCCUGAGUACUCAAAACUAUUAGAAUUGGAGAAAAAUAGAUCUUUAUUUAAAUAUCAAUUGGGAAUUUUGGAAUUGUAGAAACCAUUAUUUUACCCUUUGCCAAAUCUAUCACUUAUAGAAGAAUAGGUUGAUCAACAAUUGUAAAAGCCAUUUAAGUUAUCAGGACAUUGUUUUAUCUGUGUCGAUAGACUGUAGACGUAAUUAAAAUUAUGCAAUCAAAAUGCUUUAACUCAAUAUUAGAUACAAUUGGCACCUGAUUUAUAUGAUAUAAAUUGGGUCAAUUUUACUAUUGAAAGUAAUCAAAUUAGAAUUUGGAGAACGAUUAUUCUUAAUUUAUUAAUAAUGACUCUACUUAUAUUUGUGACAUCCCCUUAAGCAUUAUAUUAGUAUUUAUCUAAAUUUCCUGGUUUGGAAUUCCUCUCUUUUAAAUGGACUAUUUUAAUACCAGAGCCCUUUGGGAGAAUAAUUAAAAAUAAUAUUCCUCCAAUAAUUUUAAUUUCAAUCAACCAAAUCAUCCUCUAUUUGUUAGAUGUCAUAACUUAGGCAGAAAAACAUGAACGAUGGUCAUAAUAUCAUAUUUCCUUCUUCCACAAAAUGUUUUUUUAUUUGAUUCUAAAUGUCUUGGUAAUUCCAGCCUUUUUAUUGCAGUCAUCGGAGACACUGUUUAAUAUCACAUAUAACGGAUUUAAUAUUUAAUUGUAGAAAGCAUUCGAUAAUUAAACUAAUUAUGGGUUAUAUUAUAUAACAUUUUUGUUUUAUUCUGGAACUGGUGCAUUUUUAGUGGAAUUGAUUAGACCAUCAGAACUCUACUUCAAUUACUUAAGUUCAUACAUGGCCUAUUACAUGAGAUUAUACGAAAACGAUGCCUAACACUAUUAGAAGACAAACGAGUUCUGUGUGUAAUAUGGAUAUAUAUCAGCUCAGAUGCUUCUUAAUUUAACAAUCAUAUGCAUCUUCAACACAACCUCACCUUUCAUUUUGAUUGCUGGUUUAUGGUUCUUUGGAUUCAGAUACAUUGGAGAUUUUUUCAUGUUGAUGGUUUCUAAAUAGGAAAUGGUCAGUAAUGUUGCUUUACUUUGGGACUCUGGCUGGUUGUCAAAGUUAUUGGUUGCUACUUCUAAUCAAAUUAUCUGA
This is a messenger RNA of Paramecium tetraurelia, 1749 nucleotides long. RefSeq lists its product as uncharacterized. The transcript is spliced from 4 exons. The record is from RefSeq and is a predicted model, not a curated record. Lineage: Eukaryota; Ciliophora; Oligohymenophorea; Peniculida; Parameciidae. Gene Ontology annotation, molecular function: calcium-activated cation channel activity. Gene Ontology annotation, cellular component: plasma membrane.